AUGGCGCCGCGACUCACAGUAGACCAAAGGAAAGCCAUCACCGAGAUGGGCCGGACCCAAAGAGCUCAAGCUACGGGGCGCCCUUUAGCCACAGUCAACAGAGUACUGCAGGCAUUCCACAAAGAAGGCCGACUUAAGGAUGCUGCGCGCGGCCGGCCACCAAGAGCGACGACGGAAGAAGAAGACAGGCUUGUUGUCGCAGGAGCAGCAGAUGAUCCGUUCCUCAGCGCCAGGGAGCUUCGUGACAUGUUCGCUUUGAACGCAUCCACUCAGACAAUCAGGAGCAGGCUUCAUGCAGCAGGUGUGAAAAGUAGAAUAGCUGCGCAGAAAACACAACUGAGACAAGCGGAUCGGGACACGCGCCUGGAAUUCGUGUCUGUGGUGGAAGACUGGACCCCAGACAAUUGGAGAGCAGUCGUCUUCAGCGACGAAGCCACUUUUUGCACGCGCUGGGACCAGCAGAAGCGGGUGUGGCGGCCGGAAAAAGCACGGGACGAAGAAAAAUACACUUGGAAUGUGCGCAGCAGCGGCCGUGUUUCAGUCAGCGUGUGGGGAGCCAUCAGCUACGAUGGACUAGGACCCCUGUACCGCAUUCCUGGGCGUAUGACGGCAGAAGUCUACGCGGAGGUGGAUGUGCAGAGUGGCGUUCAGUACACCUUCGGAGAACUGUUGGACGGUUGCCGUCGGAUCGCCGCUGGACUCCGCAGGCUCGGACUGCGCACCGGCGACAAUGUUGGUUUCCACUGUGUCAACAGCUACGAGUUUAUGGUUACCAUGUGCGGGACUUUCUUUGCUGGCGGCAUAGCCAACAUGAUCAAGACUAAUCACACUCACGGUGAAAUCCAACGCCAGCUAAUUGCCUCCCAACCAAUUUUCGUUGUCUGUGACCGAAAGGACGCAGAGAAGGUCAAAAAGGCUUGCAAAGGCAUUGCGUCAGUGAAGAGUGUCAUCGUUACCACGGGAACUUACGAAGGAACACGAAUGCUGUCUGAGCUGACACAAUCUUCUUCUAUGGGAGGCUUCGAAGCGCCCCUCAAUCUGAACCCAGACGCAGUGUUGGCGAUAAUCUACUCUAGCGGCUCAACAGGAUUGCCGAAGGGCGUGCAGCUUACCCACCGCAACAUAAUCGCCCAAGUUAUAUUGUGCCGGGCGCAUCUCUUAGGCGCCCGUCCUCCGGCGAAUGUGGGUGUAACCGAGCGAACGAUCGCAGAGAAAGAUGAAAGCGAGCGCGGAGCGCGGCCGGGGAUGAAAGUUGCGAGAAGGAUAGUGGAGGAGGAGGGUCUCCCACAUCGGGACGUCCAGGCCUUGCCUAGUGGCCGCUUCGCCGGCCUGCUGGACGGCCCAGACUUGGUCAGCGAGCGUGGAGCUGUGCAGGGCAUCGGCCCAUAUCGCCUUUACGGUAUGACGGAGCUCACCGGGGGCACCACGCUUUCGGCACCACAAGUUGAUGACGUCAAAAGCGUGGGAAGGCCGCUACCGUUCAACGAGGUCAAAGUGGUGCAUCCUGAGAGUCGUCAAACUCUUGGUCCGUAUGAGCAAGGGGAGAUCUGCAUGCGAGGACCAACCGCUUUCAAGGGAUACCUUAAGAACGAGAUAAAGACUGCCGAAGCUUACGAGAACGGCUUCGUUCGCAGCGGUGAUAUCGGUUACUACUCUACCGACGGCCGCAUCUUCGUCUGCGGCCGCUUGAAAGAGCUCAUCAAAUGCAUGGACCAGCAGGUGGCACCGGCUGAGCUGGAAGAGCUUCUGGCUGCAGACCCAGACGUGCUACAGGUGAUCGUGGUUGGAGUGCCGCACCCGCAGUACGGAGAGGCCCCCCGGGCAUUCGUGGUGUCCCGCCACCGCCUUCCUGGACCCGACGAAGAGGAGCGCGAGGCCGACAGGCUGAAGGAGCUUGUUGCUGCCAAUUUUGCUCACCACAAGCACCUCCACGGCGGUGUACAGUUCUUGGCCGGUAUGCCACAGACUGGAAGUUACAAGGAUUCACGCAGAGCCCUCAAGGAGCUGUACAUUCAGCAGAACAGAUGCGCCAACAAGAGAUGUUAG
Dermacentor andersoni is the source of this 2046-nucleotide messenger RNA. The record is from RefSeq and is a predicted model, not a curated record. NCBI's taxonomy places the organism in Eukaryota, Metazoa, Arthropoda, Arachnida, Ixodida, Ixodidae.